UGGCAGGCCUAACAUUCCAUCCCUGGAGACGCUCCAAGAGGAGCAUCCAGACCUGUGUCCAGUCAACAGAAGCGACCGGCCACCGAGCGUGACUGACCAUGGCCCUGUCAGCUCUGUGGCGCCGCUCUGUGAGCUGGAGAUCAGCCCUGACCCGGCUCGUGCAGCUCUUCCGCUCCCCCCAAAGCUCCGGCACCAAAGGCUCAGCCAACCUGCCUCCACCAGCCCCACUGGCAAGCAGCCCUGGUGCUGCUGUUCCAUCCAGUACUGCCCAGGGGGGGCCCCAGGGCAGUGGGAAGCCGCUGGCUGGGGCAGACCAACGUGCCCCCCAGGGUCAACUGCAGCCCUACGACCAUCAGGGGAGAGCAGUGGCCCCGGUCCCACCAGCGCGGCACAGCCAGCGCAGCCCUGCCAGCUCAGCCAACCCCUCCGGGACACCCCUGGGCAGUGGCAGCCCCCCAGACAGGAGCACCCCCAUGGAUGUGGACGUCACCCCGGCACUUAACAUCAGCCUGGCCAGUGACGUCUCCAGUCUCGCGGCCACCUACGUGUCCAUGAGGAUGACACCGCCCGCGCUGCGACCUCUCGCUGGCCACAGCCACGUCUCCAUGGAGGAGGACGCACCCCCGAGGCUGCGACCUCUCGCUGGCCAGUGA
Messenger RNA from Pipra filicauda (Wire-tailed manakin), 653 nucleotides. Its product is annotated as potassium/sodium hyperpolarization-activated cyclic nucleotide-gated channel 2-like. The record is from RefSeq and is a predicted model, not a curated record. Bases 99 to 653 code for a protein of 184 amino acids. The transcript is spliced from 2 exons. NCBI's taxonomy places the organism in Eukaryota, Metazoa, Chordata, Aves, Passeriformes, Pipridae.